AUGAAGUUGGCAGAGUGCAUACCGGUUUGUAUAAUCAUACAGUUAUGUAUCAUAGGGAGUAUAGACUGUGGAAACAUAUUAGUUUGGCACACUGAAGGCAGUCACUGGAUCAACCUCAAGCCUGUAUUGGAGACUCUGACAGACAGAGGACACAAUGUUACAGUACUGGUGCACAGUGCUUCUCCGUACAUGGACCCCACCGAACGCUCUCGCUUCAGCUACCAACUCUUCAAUGUCUCAGUCUCUGUGGAGGCCUUGGAGGAUUGCCUUGAGGAGUUCAUACACUUUUCCAUGUACGAGAUGGACCACCUGUACUACUGGCAGGUCCACUGGAGACUUUAUGAACUUAUACAAAGACAAAUUCAGUUAAACAUGCAGAUUUUGGAUGGACUGUUAAAGUCGGAGAGCGUCAUGGGGAGACUGAGAGAGGCCAAGUAUGACCUUCUGUUAGCUGAUCCCAUUUGGCCCGGCAGUGAGCUGGUGGCAGAGAUGCUGGGACUUCCUCUGGUGUACACCCUGCGUUUCUCUAUCGCCCACACCUGGGAGCGGCUCUGUGGGCAGCUUCCCGCCCCACCAUCCUACGUCCCCGGUGCCAUGGUAAAAUUAACGGACAAAAUGAGCUUUGCUGAGAGACUGCUGAAUUUCCUGUUCUAUGCGUCCCAGGACAUGACAAUAUACAGUCUGUGGCGUGAUAUAGAUGACUACUACAGUGAGGCUAUGGGUGAGCUGUUACAAUAUCAUUGGAUGAGGUAGCCACAAUUGAUGAUAACCACAGAAUAACAUAGCAUAGUGUAUUUAUUUACAUUUAAAUUCCAAUACUACUUACAUUCUACUGAUUUGUAGUCAUUUGUAAUGUCUGAUUUUAAAGGAAAGCCAACAACAGCUUGUGAGAUGAUAGGCAACGCUGAUCUCUGGCUGAUCCGUACAUACUGGGACUUUGAGUACCCCCGACCUUUCCUCCCAAACUUCAAGUUUGUUGGAGGAAUCCACUGUAAGCCCGCCAAGCUUUUACCAGAGGUAGGCUAUGGCAAAAGCACACUUACCUUAAAUCAGUAUCACUACAAAACACACUAAGUGUGUUUUUAUACGUAGCAUCCGUAACAUUCACAAUGUAAUUCUAAGGCUACAUAGUACAUUAUGGUCAUGUUUUAGCCAUGUCAUGUCAUAGUCAUGUUAAUGUCAUUAUGCUCGGGAUAAGAGCGUCUGCAAAAUUAUUAACAUGUACAUGUUUGAAACAGAGCAAUAUAAAGAGCUAGAUAUACAGUAGGGUUCUAUAAAGUGAGGGAAAAAAGGAUUUGAUCCCCUGCUGAUUUUGUACGUUUGCCCACUGACAACGAAAUGAUCAGUCUAUAAUUUUAAUGGUAGGUUUAUUUGAACAGUGAGAGACAGAAUAACAACAACAAAAUCCAGAAAAACGCAUGUCAAAAAUGUUAUAAAUUGAUUUGCAUUUUAAUGAGGGAAAUAAGUAUUUGACCCCCUCUCAAUCAGAAAGAUUUCUGGCUCCCAGGUGUCUUUUAUACAGGUAACGAGCUGAGAUUAGGAGCAGACUCUUAAAGGGAGUGCUCCUAAUCUCAGUUUGUUACCUGUAUAAAAAACACCUGUCCACAGAAGCAAUCAAUCAAUCAGAUUCCAAACUCUCCACCAUGGCCAAGACCAAAGAGCUCUCCAAGGAUGUCAGGGACAAGAUUGUAGACCUACACAAGGCUGGAAUGGGCUACAAGACCAUCGCCAAGCAGCUUGGUGAGAAGGUGACAACAGUUGGUGCGAUUAUUCGCAAAUGGAAGAAACACAAACCAACUGUCAAUCUCCCUCUGCCUGGGGCUCCAUGCAAGAUCUCACCUUGUGGAGUUGCAAUGAUCAUGAGAACGGUGAGGAAUCAGCCCAGAACUACACAGGAGGAUCUUGUCAAUGAUCUCAAGGCAGCUGGGACCAUAGUCACCAAGAAAACAAUUGGUAACAAUCAUAUGAGACCAAAAUCGAGCUCUUUGCCAUCAACUCAACUCGCCAUGUUUGGAAGAGGAGGAAUGCUGCCUAUGACCCCAAGAACACCAUCCCACUGUCAAACAUGGAGGUGGAAACAUUAUGCUUUGGGGGUGUUUUUCUGCUAAGGGGACAGGACAACUUCACCGCAUCAAAGGGACGAUGGACGGGGCCAUGUACCAUCAAAUCUUGGGUGAGAACCUCCUUCCCUCAGCCAGGGCAUUGCAAAUGGGUCGUGGAUGGGUAUUCCAGCAUGACAAUGACCCAAAACACACGGCCAAGGCAACAAAGGAGUGGCUCAAGAAUAAGCACAUUAAGGUCCUGGAGUGGCCUAGCCAGUCUCCAGACCUUAAUCCCAUAGAAAAUCUGUGGAGGGAGCUGAAGGUUCGAGUUGCCAAACGUCAGCCUUCGAAACCUUAAUGACUUGUAGAAGAUCUGCAAAGAGGAGUGGGACAAAAUCCCUCCUGAGAUGUGUGCAAACCUGGUGGCCAACUACAAGAAACGUCUGACCUCUGUGAUUGCCAACAAGGGUUUUGCCACCAAGUACUAAGUCAUGUUUUGCAGAGGGGUCAAAUACUUAUUUCCCUCAUUAAAAUGCAAAUCAAUUUAUAACAUUUUUGACAUGCGUUUUUCUGGAUUUUUUUGUUGUUAUUCUGUCUCUCACUGUUCAAAUAAACCUACCAUUAAAAUUAUAGACUGAUCAUGUCUUUGUCAGUGGGCAAACGUACAAAAUCAGCAGGGGAUCAAAUACUUUUUUCCCACACUGUAUAUGGCCAUGUGGUGAAGUGAGAGGACUAUUGUUCCAUCAGGACCUGCAGGAGUUUGUGCAGAGCUCUGGAGAUCACGGCGUUGUUGUGUUCACUCUGGGGUCCAUGAUCAGGAACAUGACCACAGAGAAGGCGAAUAUGAUCGCCUCAGCCCUGGGACAGAUACCACAGAAGGUCAGAGAGAACCUAUAGACCUACUGUAGAACAUUCCCUAACCAUAUUUGUUGAAUUACUGGUUCUUAUUUAGGGAAAACCAAGUAGACGUGUUGCAUCUCUCUUGUGCAGCUUGUGUAACAUACUUAAACAGUUCAAUAUAAUAAAGUAUCAAUAAUAACGUAUAAAUAUGUCACUGUCAUGGCCAGAUUUUGUGGAGGCACAGUGGGGAGAAACCUGAGACUCUGGCUCCCAACACCAGAGUGUACAACUGGAUCCCACAGAACGACCUGCUGGGUAGCUAUAGGUUUUUUCUAAAAAAAACAAGAUUUCAUAAUUGUUCCUGUUUGGUAUAGUGCAUAAACCAAUCCAUUCACCAGUGUGAUGUUGAACAUCAUUAUUUGAGACUAUCUUUGGAAUGUCUAAAUUUGGGAUAACUUAUCUAUUUCUGUUCUAUAAGGCCACCCAAAAACUAGAGCCUUCAUCACCCAUGGUGGAACCAAUGGAAUCUAUGAGGCUAUUUACCACGGGGUCCCCAUGGUGGGAAUUCCUAUGUUUGCUGACCAGCCAGACAAUAUGAUCCAUAUGGAGGCCAAGGGAGCUGCUGUCAUCAUGGACUUCAACUCCAUGCAAACCCAGGACCUUGUGGAUGGACUCAAUGCUGUGAUCAAUAACCCAUCGUAAGUUGUCCUCAUUUUCACAAACAUUCAUUUUGCUACAGAGUAAAUGAGCACAUGAAUAUUCACAUGAAUACUCUUCAUUUAUUAAAUACAUAGAAGGAUCUAUGUAUUCUACGUAAUCUAAGAAUUGCUCAACAGGUACAAGGAGAACGCCAUGAGGCUGUCCAGAAUCCAUCAUGACAGACCGAUCAGUCCUAAGGAUGAGGCAGUGUUCUGGCUGGAGUUCACCAUGAGAAACAGAGGGGCCAGGCACCUGAGGGUCCAGGCCCACCAGCUCACCUGGUACCAGUACCACAGCCUGGACGUGCUGGCACUGCUUCUGGCUGUCCUGCUGCUCCUCACCCUCCUCUUCAUCAAAACAGGCCUCUUCUGCAUCAGGAGUUGCUGUUAUGGAACCAAGUCCAAAACGAAGGCAGAGUGACAGGUUCAGCCAUAGAAAUAGAAUGAAUAGAACGGGCAUCUCUAUUGAAGUUAUUGAUGGCAUAAUGGGUGGACUGGCAGCCAUUGCGUGUACACAUAGGAGCAAGAAAUAAAAGCAGGAAGUAAAAACAUCAACAUGUGUUGUGAUUUGUUGAAUCAACUCAAUUGACAUUACAAAAAAUUGUCCAUUGCAUGAGCCACAUCAGUUAGCAUCAUUUGAAUGAAUAUUCUACAUUACCAUGGAAAUUAGGCAGCCAUUGCGAGUGUACCCAUGAGUUUAUUAGUCAAAUUGCCAGGGUUAGAGGUUCCAUGCCCAUUCUGUUCAUUCUACUUUUAUGGGUUCAGCACCAGGUAAUAUUAUUUCAAUACUGUGUUCCUUGACUUUCUUCCUCAUCAGGGAGAAGUGAUGGCCACCAAACAGCAUCAUACUUUUUUUGUCUCAUAUUGUACAUUUCUGUAGGAUAGUUCUGUUUAUUUUAGUUCAAGUUUGUGUUCAUUCCCUGGUUGUAGAGGAAAUGACACACUUCACACAAUUUGAACCUAUUCCUUCAAGAGAAGUGUUCAUAAAUAAUUAUGGAAAUAGUUUAUCCUCAGUGACAUUACAUGGUUUUAUGUUGUCCAUUUUGAUGUAUCAUCACAUAUAACAUCUGAAAGUGUUGAGGAUUGUAGAUAGACUGGGGAGGGGACUGUUUCUUGUUCACGUAGAGUUAAUUUGAUGUUGGACUUGUUGACCCGAAUCUCCUCAGUUGAAAAUGUAAAUAGUCUUCAGGUGUUUUUUUUUCCCCUUCUCAAAUCUCACACAUGGCUAUGAAAGCAUAAUGCUGCAGUUCCCAUCAACCAUGAUCAUAAUAAUAUUAAUAAAACCCCACAACAGAUUUCUUUACUGUGCUUUUACUUUCAAUAUAUUAUUAUUUCCCAGUGUUCAGAGUGCAUCCCCAAAUAAUAAUUACAUUGGCAUAAGAGACUAAGAGAAGCAUAACAUAGUUAAAGAUGAAUUCCACCUAAAUCAACACAAAUUGACAUAACAAAUAUAAUUUCAGUCCCUCUCCAAGCCUACCCACACCAUUUAAAGAAAUGAGCCAACACUUCACCUUAAUACAAAUAAGUGACAUUUUAACAUACAUCUCUGUGAUUUCAUGAAUAACGAAGGUGGGCGAUGCCAGUUUUAUUCAGAUCACCAUCGUUUAGUUUUGCCAUCUUCUUUGACCUUCCACAGCAUGAGCUCCAUACAGGCAGCAGCAUCCUCUGCCGAGUCAUGGCCACCCACUGGAAGAGACAGGAACAAUGCCAUACACACUGUUACUGCAAGACUAAUGUAGGCCUGUAUAUCUUACAUGUAUCUGAAAGCCUUGGAUUAGGAAUGAUUCUCACAUUAGUGGAUACACGUUUUAUGACUGUAGCCUACUACACAACACAAAAUAUGAUCUCUCAGAUUUUCCAUCUCUACUGCAAUGUUCCUUUUUUGAUUAGUGUUCUAAGAACACAUUUAAGUGUAAGCAGUGACUGGACAGAGUUGGGAUUGUGAAAUACUUUUCAUUAAAAACAUUCAUGCAACAUCUUUCCCUGAUUUCACCAUGAUCAGUUUGACGGUACAAAACUUUAAUGACACAGUAGAUGGACAUCCUCCCCAUUGCCAGAGACUUGUUUGUGUUUGACCCACCACUCUCCUGGAUGAUCCUCCUCAGGUAGUCUGCUGUCAGGUUGUGAAGGGUCAUCUUAUGAGGCAGGCCCAGGCGGUGGGGGAACGACACAGAGGUGUCCACCACGGUGCCGUGGAGCAGCUGAGACAGGCAGGGGACAAACUUUAUGGGCCAGUUUCCCCAGACACAGAUUAGGCCUAGUCCUGGACUAAAACGCAUGCUCAAAGGAGAUUGUCAUUGGCAGUAGUAAUAUCGUUUUAUUCUACAGUAGUUUUAUUUGUUGUACCGAUAUUGUUUCGAAAGAAAUUCUACUGAUAGACUUUCCAUAGUGUCCAUUCACUAAUAAAUAGUUAUCAAAUAAUGCAGCUCAACUCACCUUCAGUGCACAGAGGUCAGUUUCCAAGCCGUAGCCGAUCAGUAUAGUCUCUGCACUGACAAAGCUCAGUAGAGUCUCCUGAACAUCACGUAGGGACGAGCUUGUUCCUUUCACAUCAGCUUCAUUGAUGCCUGAAAACCUGGAGGAGCAGAGAGCAUUAAGGACUUCCUUGCAUCCUCGUCUAAAUACUGGAUUAAAUAAAGCAGUCUGUCGAGAUUCAAUAUUAAUUCUGGAGUGUUGUGUGGCCUUACCUGGUGUUGUAGUCAAUGACUUCAUUAUCAGGUUUCACAAAGGUGUCAUAGAUGACCUGCAAACUGGAGUUGACAACAGUCACUCUGGCCAGCUCCAGACCUUGAGUGGUGUAGCACUGAAAAAAAUCUGAAUUUAUUAGCCAUACAAUAAAACCUUUACCAGAUCACUAGUGUGGCAGUGUGGACAUUGAUAUCCAAAACACACCGGCCCAACCUUAAUUGGCAUGUCAUGCAAAAUGUUGCCUAUGAAUUCCAGAAUGUUACUGUUGAAUCUCACCAUUUCACAGUCGAUUGAGAACACACCCGGGCAGAUCUUGUCAGAGGCAGGCCUAGGAAGGGUACUGACAAAGCCAUCCAAGCGAACUGCAUCAUGGACAUGCAACUGAGGGGGAAAACAUAUGUGAGCGAUACAAAAUGUUUCAUGACAUCUUUGAAGGGUAUUAUGGAAAAUAAGUGUAAUGCUCCAUUCAUCUUCUUACCUUGAAAACUUGGCAUCCAGGGCAUCCAGCCACACCCUCACAGCAGCUAUAGCGUGUUUCCACUCCACCUGGAACUGUACAGUAAUAGCAAGUUACGGAAACAUAAUUAAAUAUCUGUUUUGAGACAUGUAGAACAUACCAUAAUGUCCUCUCACCCUUCUUCUCAACUCCUUUCCCAUAGUGGUAGUUGCACUCCUCCUUGCGAGUGUGCUUUCCCGCUUGGUUCACAGAGUAAGUUGCCCCACAACGACAGCAAAUCCUCUUCAAAGCUUUUCUCCCCCAGAAACAAAACAAACACAAGUUGCCAAUUCAGGAGUUAAACAGAGCCCUGAAUGCAAAGACCUGAUAAAAGCUGAAGUACGCCCUCUUCUGGAAUGGGGAAUGAAAAAUAGAGCAUGAACAGGCCCAUGUUGACUACAAUACCCGAGGUAGACCAGUCCUAGGGAAAUGACAUACCACAGCCAAUUGCCCUCAAAUUAAAAUAUGGACCAUCGAAGCCAGUGCCACUGCUUUCUUUCAAUGUUCCCCUCUAAUCAGGGACUGAUUUAGACCUGGGACACCAGGUGGGCACAAUUAAUUAUCAGGUACAACAGAAAACCAACAGUAUUAUGGACCUCCAGGGUAGGAUUUGAAUUACCCUGGCAUAUUGGAUGUAUUGCUUAUGCCAAGCACGUAAAAUACAUGCUUAUGACUAAAUAUGUCACAUUCCAAGAGGUCAAUUUUUGCAGUCGGUCAGCAAUAUACACCUGAACAAUGCAGUUCUUCAUACUGUACUCACGAUCAGUGAUUCCCUUCUUAUAGUCUUCACGGUACAGUAUGGCACUGCCUGAUUUUUCUGGGUGCUGAAGAGGAUAGUUGUUCUCCGUCAAUAUCUCCUCUGACAGAAUGUGCUCCUUCAAACUGUCAUACAAUGCAGCAUCUCCUUCAGCAGAAAAUGAAUAGGAAAGCUAAAUUAGUAAUGGAAGUGUCAGAAAAGCAGUAAAGAUGAUAUGACACAUAGCAUAAGAACUUGGGAAAAAAUCGUAUCCCUUAAUAAAAAUGUGUGUUGAGGGACGCUUGAUACCAUUUGCCCAAAGUGCUUUUUCAUUGAGUGGAAUAUUUCCUCUGGACAUCUGGACAUUGGUUUCAUUUCCAGCUGCAAAAGAGCAGACAAAUUUCAGCUAAUAAAGACAACCAUUACCUUGUCAAGACAAGAAACAAUUAAACUUGAGUUGCAAAGCCCAAAAUGUCAACAUGUCCUUUGUUCACAUCUUUGUUCUAACACUUUAUAUAGACUACAGAAGAUAUUUAACAAUAUAAUAUCAUACUAUUGCAAGUAAUCAAAAAGCAAUUUAGGAUACAGUCCCUCAGUCGCUGUAGAUUCCCACCUUUGACAAAGACUGUGCUCUGGUUCUUCAGCCUCUUCAGUGCGUUCACGGCAACACUCAGAUACUUGAGUUUGUUGAUGCUGCGAUCAUACACAGUCUUCUCCUCAGCAAGUGCCUAAAGUUUAAUCACACUGUCACAGCUUCCAACAUAAAACACUGAAACAAUAAGUAAUGGAAACAACAUGUAUGACAAUUCACAUUUAAUAUAAUCAUGGAUAAAAUAAUGUUGACUGCUCUGGUACAUACCUUUUCAAAAGCAUCUUGUACAGUGACAGAUGUUUUGAGGAAUUCCUCUACAAACAGGUUUACAUAGCGCUGCCGUACGUCAUGUGGGACUUUGGCGCCGACCUCAGGACGCGUCUUGGCUUUACGUUUGGUAGGAAUGGGCUGGGAGGACAAAAUCAAAAUAAUGAUUGUUUUUUUACUUGAGGAGAAACACAAUACAAAUUACCUUGCCAUGCAGUUUUUUAGAAAACCAAUAUGAAAAUAAUCUGCUCAGUAAAGUCUUACUGUGUCAAUAUAAAGAAAAAUCACUAAAGCCAUUUCAUUCCACCUUUACAUUAUGUUGGUCCUCACCUUAGCAGGGAUAUAGGCAGUAGGCUGAGGUUGUACAGGAACAGGGGUAACUGGGGUAUGGACUGGGGUUUGGACUGGGGUGACUGGACAAUUAGCUGAAGUGAUGGGCAGAGUGUAGCUUCCCUCUGGGAGGAUGAAGUGCAGGUUGUUGCCCACCUGGAUGGCUGUUCCCACAGGUAUGAUGUUCACAUAGGCUAGCAGGGAAAAUAUUUAACCAAUGACUUGGUAUCAUGUACGGAUGGAAAUUAGAUGCAUUUAAUAUAGAUGAAAUCUUUUGAUGCAUAACACAGACAAAAAAUAUGUACAACAGGAUAUACAUGCCAACUGACUGGAAGUGUGUGUUUUCAUCCCAAGAGAAACAUCACCCUGUUGUACUUUAUCAUUUCCAACUCAAAUUGCAGUGAUUGGUACAUUCCUCACACAUACAAAAGCAUCGUUUACACAUUACAGUUAUGGACUCUUACUUACAAUUUUGCAUAGUAGUAUGGUGAUGAGUUGGCUGGUGAAUGAGGUAUUGAACUGGAUGAUGGGUGGCAUGAUGACUGGCCUGAUGAGCAGGAGAAGCCAGCGUCACCAUUUUUCUCUGUGAGUUGGAGGAGAUGAACGCCUGGCCUCCUUUUAGAGCAGCGGACAACACGGAGGCCCUCUGCUGCAGCUGCUGGAUCUUAGAGGGGUUGGACAACUGGGGGACUCCUCCUCGGAAAGGAACUAUCACCUGGGCUUUGCUUUUGCCCACUGGCGGCUAUAGGACAGGAAGGCAGUCAAUUACAAUAAGAACAGUUUCAUGAAUCACAGUAAAAAGUAUAUCAUGUGCUUGAGUUGGAGUCUUCAAUAGUGUACCUCAGUAUAUCUGGACACAUGGGCCACCCUCUUCCUGGGUCCUGGCAACGGUUUGGGUUUCACUGCUAACCCUGGUGUCUCCACAUCCACAGCUCCUACCUAAAACACACAACGACAACAUUUUCCUAUCUCCAUUGAACUGUCCAACUAUCCCACCCAGUGUGUGUGUGUGUGUGUGCACUUACAAGUGUACUAGCCUGGUCUGUGGAUCCCUCGUCACCCUUGUUGGCUUCCUCCAUGAAGAUGCGAUAGCAUUCCUCCAUUGUGUCACUAUCAGAUAACUCAGAAUACUCAAGCUCCUCAGAACUUGAAUCAAUAACAACUUGUUCAUUCAUUGCUUCCACGGUAGGCUGUUCAAAAGAAGCAGAUUGUAAUUCUACUCCAUUAGUCCCUGACGUAGUUGGCCCAUAUAACAGCUGGCAUUGGGUGAUACCCGCGGUAGUGGCCGCUUGCUCUACAAAGUUUGCUACCGGAACUGGACUAGGAAGGGCAAAAUCAAGCCCUGGCCCUGGAGUUUGGCCUGGGAUUUUCUGAAGACAUGGCACUGAUGAUACACUUUGUACAGGUGACCAGUAACUCUGAGCAGAGCUCUGUGCUGCUGGCUGCUCACUUCUCUGGGUCUCAAUGGGGUGUUUAUGGGGGGAGGAGACAGAGGGAGGGACUAAAACAUGAUGAGGUAGUGAAGAUACAUGUUCAUAUAAGACUUCAUUGGGUUGAAGAUGGUUACUGUUCUCAACACAGUUGGAAGCAAGCUCACGUUCAAGCAAUACAGGCUCUGCCAUCAGUAAGUUGACAUCAGUCUUAACAACUGGAUCAUUAUGGUGACGUGUCUGUAAAGAUGAUACAGGUUCUGUGCCACCGUUGCUUUCCGCAGUGGCCUCAGCCUCUUGGUAACAAACUAUUCUCUCACUUUCACUCCUCAGGUUUUCCAAGCAUUUGGACAAGUCAUCGAAUACACUCACAGCACUGGGUUCACCUUCAUUUUCCUGACUAGCAGAAACACUAGAUAGGCCAUAAGUGUUAAGGUUAUCAUCUUUCACAAUCUCAGACACUGCAGGUGGGGAUAUGACUUUGACUACUUCAGGACCAGGAGUGGACACAGGAAGUGGAAUAGUAAGUGGCGCAUGAGCCACAGUAGGAACAGGAAUAGGGUGGACUUCCUCUUUGAUUUCCUGUGAUUGGUUUGUGGUGGUCUUACAGGGCUUCUGAGCCCGACUCUUCUUUCUGUCGCUCUCCAGAGGUGGAAUAUCAAUGAUGAGGACCCCUUCUUCUUCUUCAGAGUCAUCAACUAG
Messenger RNA from Coregonus sp. 'balchen', 10821 nucleotides. The record is from the annotation of a GenBank genome assembly. NCBI's taxonomy places the organism in Eukaryota, Metazoa, Chordata, Actinopteri, Salmoniformes, Salmonidae.